GCUGACCUGUCGUGCCGUAGCACUCGCACAGAAGUGGGCACAAUAUUCACCCAGGGAAGCUUUCUCACACUUAAAUACAUCACCGAUCCUUACAGUAAAUCCGAUAAUGGGUUUCGACUUAUUAUCACUGCAUUCAAAGAAGCGCCGGUUCACUGUAAAGAUCACAAGUGCUUGAAUUCAUUCUGCAUAUCGAGAGACUUGUCUUGCGAUGGCAUUAACCAUUGCGGAGACAAUAGCGAUGAGACUAGCCAUGCCUCGUGUACAGAUCCAGAGGUGUUUGACGGCCAUAUAUUAGGAUUAGAAGCGAAUACAUUCAUA
Messenger RNA from Oppiella nova, 318 nucleotides. Lineage: Eukaryota; Metazoa; Arthropoda; Arachnida; Sarcoptiformes; Oppiidae. The record is from the annotation of a GenBank genome assembly.